Messenger RNA from Epithele typhae, 1017 nucleotides. RefSeq lists its product as uncharacterized. The record is from RefSeq and is a predicted model, not a curated record. NCBI's taxonomy places the organism in Eukaryota, Fungi, Basidiomycota, Agaricomycetes, Polyporales, Epitheliaceae. The coding region runs from base 1 to 1017 and encodes 338 amino acids. The transcript is spliced from 4 exons.
AUGCAACUCGCCCUCGCCACUGCCGCUCUUCUCUCUCUCGCACAUGCUAUCUCUCUCCCUCCCACCGCAACCUUUCCUCGAACCUACUCCUCAACGUCCUCAGUAUCCCGUGACGUCGGAGAAAGCCUCUGCGUGUACGCCAACGCGAGCAGCUUGACCGGGCUCGAUCUCCAUGGUGUAAACCCCGAUGCCACCUCUGCCGACAUCAACAUAGACACUUGUUUGUGUCUGGACACCCUCCCGCUGUUUAUUCAGCACGACCCUCGCGCGACUUUUCUCGUCAAAGCCGUUGGAUCCGACGAGGCCUUACGCCGGCUACAGGUUGCUCUCGACAGCACCGCGCUCGCGAAGACCUGCGCUUAUCCCGCGCACUCGCGCCCUCAAUGCUCUCGCGACGACGUCUGCGGAUUCACGUGCGACGCGCCCUACGUCGCCGAGGGCAACGACUGCGUUUGCAAGGCACCCGGCGGCUGCCGCUCCUCCCCGCCGGGGACCUGCAAGGUUGCCGCGAAAGCGGGUCGUCUCGCCGCUACCGCCGCCGUCGAGAUCUCGACGCACGCCGCCGCUCAAGCGACCUGCAAAUCUCACGAGACGGUGUGCGGCGUGCCUGCCCACGACAGCGCCGCGGACCGGUUUGAGUGUGUGGACGUCCAGACCAGCCCAGACAACUGUGGGGGCUGUAUGAUCCCCGAGCCGUUCAGGCACCCGCACGCUGCUGCCUCACAGGGCGUACUUGGGAUCAACUGCACGGCGAUCAGCGACGUCGACACCGUCUCGUGCGCCGCCAGCGCGUGCGUCGUCGAGAGCUGUCUCGUGGGGUGGGCCGUUAACGCCGAGCGCUCGGGGUGCCUCGAGAUCGGUGAAGGGUCCGCCGUCGCCCUGGCUCGCCGUGGGGCGUUCCGGGCGGAUUUCUCGCGCGUCGCUCGCGAGGCCGAUAUCCCGAAGCCGAAGGAGGACUUCUUCUGGCGACUCCCUGAGUACGUGCGCGAGCAGUCGGUGAAGCCCCGCGCCUUGUAG